Daldinia childiae is the source of this 1107-nucleotide messenger RNA. Its product is annotated as Extracellular exo-alpha-(1->5)-L-arabinofuranosidase. The transcript is spliced from 3 exons. Lineage: Eukaryota; Fungi; Ascomycota; Sordariomycetes; Xylariales; Hypoxylaceae. Gene Ontology annotation, molecular function: hydrolase activity, hydrolyzing O-glycosyl compounds. The record is from RefSeq and is a predicted model, not a curated record. Gene Ontology annotation, biological process: carbohydrate metabolic process. Bases 1 to 1107 code for a protein of 368 amino acids.
AUGCAAUACGAUAACUCGACUCUUACUAUUACUUCUAUCGGCACUCCGGACCCAUUCGUAACCCUCUUUAGAGGCCGCUACUAUCUCACCUUCACCGCCGGAAAUAGGGUCGAAAUAUGGUCAUCCCGCAGCCUGGCUGACAUCGAGAGCUCUGCUGAUAGACAUGUAAUUUGGACUCCUCCUCAGGGCACCGACCACUCCGCCGAUCUUUGGGCUCCCGAGCUUCAUGCUCUGCAUGGCCGAUGGUACGUCUACUAUGCCGCCGCGAACCCGGCUCACGGGAACAAGAGCCACCGGAUGUAUGUUCUGGGAGGACCACCGGCAUCCGAGGACCCUUGUCGGGGUCAGUGGGAAUUCUUAGGUCGCAUUAACGAGAUGCCGGACCACUGGGCGAUCGACGGUACUGUAUUCGAGAUGAACGGGCAUCUGUACUUUGUAUAUUCGGGUUGGCCUCUCGAUAACCCCGAUGAUUCGUCCGAUCUUAUACAGCAGCUGUAUAUCAUGAAACUCGAGGACCCGACAAGCGCUGCCAGUCCUGCCAUCGUCAUAUCUCGCCCGCAGCAUCCCUGGGAAAUUACACGCGAAGGUAACGGUACGGACCAUGGCAUCAAUGAGGGACCGCAGUUCUUGAGCUCACCCGACGGAGGUAUCUCUUGGCAGGGUUUGGUCUACUCAUGUGCCGGCAGCUGGACCCACGAAUACAAGAUGGGACUAUUACAGUAUAUAGGGGGUGACCCAUUAGAUCCGACUUCGUGGCGGAAAGGGGAAGAGCCGCUCGUUCAGACGCGGAGACACGGUACCGGCCCCUUUGGGCCAGGCCAUGGGUCAUUUCUCAAUAUAGGUGGACAAGUUGUGGCUAUAUACCACGCAACCGAUAGUCCAACAGACGGGUGGGAGAACCGCAGAGCAAGGGCUCAGAGGGUAGCAUUUACAGACGAGGGGCCAUACAUGGGACGAUCGUUUGGUAUGGAACCUCCCCGUCCAGAGAGCGGUAGCUUGGUCCGACGCCUGAAGCAGAAGUUGGGAAUGAGCGGCCGCGGUAAGCAGGAAUUGGCUAGCGAGAAGAGUCUAAAGACCCUGCUAGGGAACAGAGCGACGUAUACUUAG